Messenger RNA from Microplitis demolitor, 1542 nucleotides. Its product is annotated as protein N-terminal glutamine amidohydrolase. The transcript has 4 exons. NCBI's taxonomy places the organism in Eukaryota, Metazoa, Arthropoda, Insecta, Hymenoptera, Braconidae. The coding region runs from base 626 to 1195 and encodes 189 amino acids. The record is from RefSeq and is a predicted model, not a curated record. Gene Ontology annotation, cellular component: cytosol; nucleus. Gene Ontology annotation, molecular function: protein-N-terminal asparagine amidohydrolase activity; protein-N-terminal glutamine amidohydrolase activity.
ACAUAAACUUGUCUCAACCUCCCUAUUCUAGUAACCUUGUGUAAAGGAAUAGCCACCAAUAGUUUGGUAGUGUGGUUAGUGUAUUGUAAUGUGUAAGUAUGUACUCAUUGAAACUACUCUAAGUGACGAGAUGUAAAGUAGUCAGUAAAUAAAAAACAAGUUUUAUUGCUAUAACAAAGACAUGUAUAUAAUUUAUUAGUGCAUGUUAAGAACGGUUUUCAGAUAAUUUUGUCCGAGCUUUUCUCUGAAAUAAAAGCUCUAAACGCAAAAUAAAGACACAGACCCGAUGCUUUACUCUACGAACUAGCGAAGUGCACUUGAAUUUUUUGAUAACUUCCAUUUGUUUACGAGAAAAGCUUGGACAAAGUUCCUAUUUAAUGUACAAGUGCAACAGAGAUAGUACCGUUUAUCUAGUUGAGUGCGAAUAGAGAAACAAAUGAAAACGCGUCUGUAAUGUUUCAUAAGAUUAGUCGCGAACUACCUUUUGUUAUUACUUGUAAUAUGUUGAGUCAAAUGAUUAUUGCCAUCAAUGUAGUAGAGUGAAAAUAAAAUUUAACUACAGCUUUAAAAUUUAUAAAAAGUUAUUACAGUUGCAUAAGGUCUCGCAUUAGUUUGUAAACAAAGAAUGGCUGCUGAAUCUCGUGUAAGUGGUGAUAAAGCAAAACCACUUGUGCCGCUUUUUUCCAAGGCCGCAGAUUGUAUUUAUACAAGCUGUUAUUGUGAAGAAAACGUAUGGAAAUUGUGUCAGGACGUCGCAACCAAUCAUGCAUCUGAAUUAUCACAUUGCUAUGUAGUUUUUAUUAGUAAUAGCAAUCGGAGUGUACCACUUUGGCGACAGCGAGAAGGAAAAGGAGAUGAUAAAGUCAUUGUUUGGGAUUAUCAUGCCAUUCUAAUCUAUGCACCUGAUGAACGAGCAGUAGUUUAUGAUUUAGAAAGCGCUUUGCCUUUUCCAACAUUUUUCUGGAAAUACGCCAAUGAAACGUUCAGAUCAGAUGAAGCCUUACGUCCUGAAUACCAUACAAGAUUUAGACUUGUACCAGCGACGAUAUUUUUACAGAAUUUCGCUUCUAAUCGUCAUCAUAUGAAACGUGAAGAUGGUACAUGGAUUAAAACGCCGCCGAAUUAUCCACCAAUAUCUACGUCGAAUUGUCUUGGAUAUUUUUCGUUAUGCAAAUCUUAUAUUUUAGUGAAAUGACAAUAAUUGAGUUAUAAAAGGAAAAACAAAAACCAAUCCCAAGUAUUAGUUACGUAUUAUCAGUUAAUAUUCAAAAUUCUUGAGCGCCGUUUAAAUAUUUAAAUUUUGGGCUGAAAUUUUCAGCACAGACAUGAUCUUACAAAUAUAAACUAUUGCUGUCACGAGAAAGAAAAAAUUUAGAAGUAAAAAAUCCGAAUUUCAAUCAUUUUUGGAGAGGCUUGAGAACAUGUAUCUUGACUAGAUAAAAUUUUAAUAUUUCUAGCAGUUACAAAAAUCCAAAAUAGAAAUAUAUAUAUAUAUAUAUAUAUAUAUCUUGUUUUUUCAUUUAUUGAUGAAAACAAUUUAUU